GAGAUAUCUGAGAUUACUCUCCCCAAACUCCAAAGGAUUCAAUUUUGUUUCUUUUCAUUUGCUCUUAAAUAAAAGAAUGUCGUCAAAUUGGGACGACGACGAGGAUUUUACAGCGGAGGAUCUUCGCGCUGUCUUUGCCGCAGAAGCUUCCUAUAUCUCACACACUUCUUCUUCUUCUUCCCGUACUCCGACCGUACGGCCUGCGACAUCCGGCAAUUUUCACGAGAAUCCAAAUCAAAACCCUAAUAUCCGUCGCCAACUGCCUCGUUCCAUCACUUCUCCUACGCCUUACAAGCGAUUCCCACUCUCUCGUUGCAGAGCUAAGAGUUUUCCGGCGAUGAGGUUUGGUGGUAGGAUUUUGUAUAGUAAGACUGCUAGUGAGGUUGAUAAGCGAGCAAUGCAGCUUCUUAAGGUUCUUGAUACCAAGAGAGAUCAUUCUGGAAGAGCUAUUGUGGGCUUUGAUAUUGAGUGGAGACCCAGUUUUAGGAAAGGUUUUCUCCCGGGGAAGGUUGCUGUUGUUCAGAUAUGUGUAGAUAGUAAUCAUUGUGAUGUUAUGCACAUUAUCCACUCUGGAAUCCCACAGAGUCUCAAACAUCUUAUUGAGGAUCCAACACUUGUAAAGGUAGCCAACAAGAAAAUUGGCGGAGACUCGAAGAGAUGGGGUCUCGCGUCGCUGACUGAGACACUUGUUUGCAAAGAGCUCCUGAAGCCGAACACAAUCAGGCUCGGAAACUGGGAGGUUUGUGCUCUGUCAAAGGAGCAAUUACAAUACGCAGCGACCGAUGCUUAUGCUUCAUGGCAUCUUUACCAGGAUCUUCCCGAUGCUGUCAAUUGAUCAUAACGUGAAGGACGAAGCUUUAAGGUUAAACCUAUAUUCCCAAGAGUUUGCAUUCAAUGAUGAUUUUGCAAAGGAUAGUUGAAUAUUGUAUCUAGUUGCAGUCCAUUACAUUUGCGUAUGGCAGGCUCUUUGAUUCAAACUUUGAAUAGCUUUGAGAAAUCUCUUCUCGGACUCUUUCUAUUAAUAAAUCUGAUACUAUCGAUUAGGAAAUGCAAUAUUCGAUUGAAGAAGAUAACAGGAUUACAACUGCAGAUUCAAUCUCAUCACGAUUGAAUCUCAGAUCUCACGACGAUCUCAUCUCGCUUAGUUGUAAAAUCUGCAUUAGAAACUAAUAACAGAAUGUAACUUCUUUAUAAGCGAAAUGAAUCUCAAGCUUCAGUCUUUAGUCCACCUCCCUGUCUUUUCUUGAGCCAAUCAUUCUGCCAGCUCAGCUGACUCGUCAUCAUCUUCUUCUUGUUCCGCGAUCGGC
Messenger RNA from Thlaspi arvense, 1307 nucleotides. The record is from the annotation of a GenBank genome assembly. NCBI's taxonomy places the organism in Eukaryota, Viridiplantae, Streptophyta, Magnoliopsida, Brassicales, Brassicaceae.